Molecule: messenger RNA, 1722 nt
Organism: Suhomyces tanzawaensis NRRL Y-17324
Lineage: Eukaryota; Fungi; Ascomycota; Pichiomycetes; Serinales; Debaryomycetaceae
Gene: SGE1
Product: Sge1p
Exons: 1
Coding region: 1-1722 (573 amino acids)
Biological process (GO): transmembrane transport
Cellular component (GO): membrane
Molecular function (GO): transmembrane transporter activity
Source: RefSeq, a predicted model, not a curated record
AUGUCGGAGGCUCCCAAGCAGAAGUACUACGAGAGCAACGCCGGAGACGGCUCCCGCGCCACCGACCAGCACCAUAGCGGUCUUCCGUUAGCGCUCACGCUCAUCUCAUGUGUGGCGUCGCUCUUCAUCGUGGCGCUUGACCAGACUAUUGGCUCCAUCAUCAUCACCGAAGUGGGUGAGCGGUUCCACUCGUUCGAGAAGGUGGGAUGGUUGACCACGGCAUUCAUACUUCCGCUAGCCACACUCUAUCCAUCCUACGGCAAACUCUCCAUCGCCUUGGGCCGCAAGGUGUUGGUGAUGAUAGGCAUUGUGGUGUUCAUGGUGGGACUGUUGGUGUGUGGCAUGGCUUCGUCCAUGAAUAUGUUGAUAGGCGGACGUGCCGUGCAGGGUGUGGGCGCCGGAGCCGUGCAGUCCAUGGUGGGAGUCAUCAUGACGGAAUCGGUGCCCAUUUCCAAGCGGGCUUUGGCCUACACGCUCAUUGGUGUCACUUUCUCGGUGGCAAGUGUGUUGGGACCAUUUGUGGGUGGCGCCUUGGCCUCCAAAGUGUCCUGGAGGUGGUGUUUCUACAUCAAUUUGCCUAUUGGAGGACUGGCAUUGACGCUCUUCUUCUUUGGCUUCAAUCCUCCCAAGCCAGUGGGAAGCGUUCGGGAAAAGUUAGCCAAAAUCGACUACGUGGGCACCUUCUUCCUCACUGCAGGCUUAGUGUUGUUCCUCUUGGGACUCAGCUUUGGUGGUGUGGAGUUUCCUUGGAAGUCUGCUGCUGUGAUCUGCUGCUUGGUGUUGGGACCAGUUUUGAUGGCUAUUUUUAUGGUGUGGAACUUCCGUUUCGCCAAGAACCCCAUUAUUUUGACGGAGUUGCUUGUCAUCCCCCAGAUCAUCGCUGCCUGCAUUAGUGCCUCAUUCAACUUCGCCUUCUUCAUGGUCUACAUCGUGUUCUUGUCGAUCUAUUUCCAGGUCAUCUUCAACGCAUCAGCCUACCAAUCGGGUAUCGACAUGUUGCCGCUUGUCAUCGUGGUGUCCGUGUCGUCUAUGCUCAACGGGGUGUAUAUCAAGUUCACCCGUGACGUCAAGAGCACGAUGGUGUUUUCUGGAAUAUUGGCUCCGAUCGGAGGUGGUUUGUUGCUCUUGUUGAGCGACCACUCUCCUGUCCGCGACAGAAUCGGCCUCUUGAUCAUCAGUGGCUUUUCGGUGGGGUUGCAGUUCCAGAGUUCGAUGUUGGCAGCUCAGUUGAUGGCGCCUCCUGACGUCGAAGGCUCGUUGAUCUUGGUAACCAUUCUCCUCAACUUUCUCAAGUCUACUCUCUCGACAAUUGCCAUUUCGGUUGCCCAGCUCCUCUUCCAGAAUACUGGUGCCACUUACUUGGCAGAUACCAUCAACAGCCUCGAUCCCAGCUCGCUAGACUAUCAAAUUUUGAGCAAAAUCCCUCCCAAGGCCAUUCUUUCUUCACCAAGAUUAAUCAACCUGUUCCCCCCCUCGACCCGCCAGUUGGUGAUCCGCCAGUUCAUGAGAGCAUUGAAAAACACCUUCUAUUUCGGGCUUGGGCUUGCGUGUGUCUCAUUCGUUGCCUCAGUGUUUUGCACCAAUAGAAGAAUACCCAAAGAUGAAGAUGUCUUGAAGAAGGAAGACCACGAGAAGAAAGAAAUGGAGGACGAAAGGAUGACCCCCGAAACGGUGGACACCUCUAAAGAUUCAGAAACCUCACAACAUGACAGGGUGAUCUAA